AAACCUACUCUCAUUACCAACUCCCGGCAGAACCUCAAUACCAUAUGAAGGAACAGAGAUCUCGAUUGUGCGAUCAUUGGAUCGAAAACGACCAUCGGGGUCAGACCUUCGAACGGACUCCUGCCGGGGUUCCUACCUAUCAUAUCUCGAGACGCGAUAUCACAAUGGCGACGAGGAUCCAAGAACCCACCGAGGCACAUCCAAGAACGGACGGCAACUCACGGAACCCCGGAGGAACGGUCCGAGGCACGCCAGACCCACCCCGCUUCGACCAUCUGGUACACGCUGAUAAUGACAGGAUGGAGGCGCUGGAUUCAUGGGUGGAUGGGUUCGAAGCUUAUUGCGAAGCCUUCUAUGGCAACGAAGACGCGCCAGCCGAAGGCGAUGUCGUGUCCAACAAUCAAUGGAAAAGGCUCUUGAGGAUAGCUCUCGCCCCGGCCACAACAUCACUCGUACGCAACAAGUUCCCAAACCUAAAGGAUAACUCGGUUACAUACAUCGCCAUCAUUGACCUCCUUCGCCAACAAUUCGGGAACCUCAGGUCCGAGUUCGCCACCAUGAACGCCCUUCUUGACUCCCACCAGAAGGUGGGAGAAGCGUUCUCCGCCUUCCACGGAAGAAUAUCCAGUUUGGCGGCUCGGUCCGGGUUCUCCUGCAAUCAAUGUCGAGGUCACCUUGUCCGUCACCUAGCCCUAAGAAGCACAACCUGCACCACCAUUAGGGCUGCCGCGCUACAAAAUAAGUGGACCGGAGAAGAACUCCCGGUCAGGGCAAGAGAAGUUGAAAUCUCGACCGCAGCAGCAACCGUAGGCCGGAAAAUCCCAACUCUGAGGGUCGACUUAGAAGAAGAAGAUGAUUCCCAAGAACAGGAAGAGGUAUAUAGAAUCGGAGGUCCAUAAUCCAAAUCGGCGCGGCGAGUGCAAGAGGCCCGAAGAACUCAGGACGGUUCGGCAAAUGCCGCGUGCCCAUGGUGUGGGAGGGCACCGGGACACGACAGAUCAAGCUGCCCCGCGUCCCGGGCACCAUGCAACAAAUGUGGAAGGCUGGGCCACUUCGCCAUCGUUUGCCGAAUGCCAAGACAACGUAGUGCGCACGAUCGCCAACUCUCACACCACACCGCCAAGAACGAGGAGGGGGCGUACUACAACGUUUUUCAAAGCAACACCGGC
Tigriopus californicus is the source of this 1169-nucleotide messenger RNA. RefSeq lists its product as uncharacterized. The transcript has 2 exons. Bases 45 to 899 code for a protein of 284 amino acids. NCBI's taxonomy places the organism in Eukaryota, Metazoa, Arthropoda, Copepoda, Harpacticoida, Harpacticidae. The record is from RefSeq and is a predicted model, not a curated record.